AGCCUAUCUUUUGUGUGCAUUUUCUUCUUGUUUCCUCUACAACGAGAAAUGCAUGAAACAGUAAGUUUUUCUGGUUCGAUGCUAUCUAAUAGUUCAGAAUGUAGAUCUUGUGGUUAAGUAUUGAGCAGAUAGUGUGAACAUGGUGUAUGCUCGAAUCAUUAUUUUUGUUAUGGAUGCCAUGAUCGAACCUAAGCAUUUGCUGAAGGGGUUAACUGUUAUACACACAUUAGAGCUUUUAGUUUAUCAGUUUAUGCAUAUUAUCUGAUAUGUUGUUUGUUGGACGUGAUGGAUUUUUUCUGCGGCCAUGACAAGUUUAAUCUCAGAAUUAGGUUAAUUUUUGUCUAUCGCAGAUUAAAAAGGAAGGAAAAUGGUGAAGAUUUGCUGCAUAGGAGCUGGAUAUGUUGGUGGUCCCACCAUGGCCGUCAUUGCACUCAAAUGCCCCAAGAUUGAAGUGGUUGUUGUUGAUAUCUCUGUGCCUCGCAUCACUGCCUGGAACAGUGACCAGCUCCCCAUCUAUGAGCCAGGGCUUGACGAUGUGGUCAAGCAAUGCCGAGGCAAGAACCUCUUCUUCAGCACAGAUGUGGAGACACAUGUACGUGAGGCGGAUAUAGUUUUUGUUUCUGUCAACACUCCUACCAAGACUAGAGGUCUUGGGGCAGGCAAGGCUGCAGAUCUUACCUACUGGGAAAGUGCAGCCCGUAUGAUUGCCGAUGUCUCAAAAUCUGACAAAAUAGUUGUUGAAAAAUCAACAGUUCCAGUAAAAACUGCUGAGGCAAUUGAAAAGAUUUUGACCCACAACAGCAAGGGAAUUAACUUCCAGAUCCUCUCAAACCCUGAAUUUCUUGCAGAGGGUACCGCAAUUGAAGACCUCUUUAAACCUGACAGGGUUCUAAUUGGAGGCCGGGAAACUCCAGGAGGCCAGAAGGCUAUCCAAGCAUUGAAGGAUGUUUAUGCUCAUUGGGUUCCCGAAGCCAAUAUCAUUACCACCAACUUGUGGUCCGCUGAGCUCUCAAAGUUGGCUGCGAAUGCAUUCUUGGCACAAAGAAUCUCUUCUGUCAAUGCCAUGUCAGCUCUUUGUGAAGCUACAGGAGCAAACGUUUCACAGGUGGCAUAUGCUGUUGGUAAGGACUCAAGGGUUGGUCCCAAGUUCCUCAAUGCUAGUGUUGGUUUUGGUGGAUCUUGCUUCCAGAAGGAUAUUCUGAACCUUGUUUACAUUUGCGAGUGCAAUGGUCUGCCUGAGGUUGCUGAAUACUGGAAACAAGUUAUCAAGAUUAAUGACUAUCAGAAGAGCCGUUUUGUCAAUCGCGUUGUAGCCUCUAUGUUCAACACAGUCUCAAACAAGAAGGUUGCAAUUCUAGGUUUUGCUUUCAAGAAGGACACUGGCGAUACUCGAGAGACCCCUGCUAUAGAUGUAUGCAAGGGACUGUUGGGGGAUAAGGCUAAAUUGAGCAUAUACGAUCCUCAGGUGCAAGAGGACCAAAUCCAGAGGGACCUCGCGAUGAAGCAGUUUGACUGGGAUCAUCCUCUUCACCUCCAGCCAAUGAGUCCCACUACCAUGAAACAACAAGUCACUGUUACUUGGGAUGCGUA
Molecule: messenger RNA, 1590 nt
Organism: Capsicum annuum
Lineage: Eukaryota; Viridiplantae; Streptophyta; Magnoliopsida; Solanales; Solanaceae
Product: UDP-glucose 6-dehydrogenase 3
Biological process (GO): glycosaminoglycan biosynthetic process
Cellular component (GO): nucleus; cytosol
Molecular function (GO): NAD binding; UDP-glucose 6-dehydrogenase activity
Source: RefSeq, a predicted model, not a curated record